AAACACUGCCCCCUCUCUCACUCUUCGCUCUUCCCACACAAACCAGACCACCGAGCCACUCAUCACCAGCCACCCAUCAAUUCGUCGAAGACACUCAUCGCCUAAUCCACCUCCGCCAUAGUGUGCUCCACCCACACAAUCUCGGUUCGACCCUCCGUAAGUUUUCUUCUUCGUUUUUGGAUGGCUUUCGGAUUGCGGUGGGUGGCUGGGUUUGUGGGUUGCAGUGGGUGAUUGGGUGGUUUGUGGGUUCGCAGCGGUGGCUGGGUUCGUGGGUUUGUGACUGUAAAUAAAAAUAUUUUACUUCAAAACAAACAGAGGAGAGUUACUUUUUGCUAAAAGCUUUGUAGCUUGAAAUGUUAGCAUUUUUUCAUGGGAUACAGUAAUAGGGAUUAUUAGUUUCUAGCUUGAAAUGUUAGCAAUUUUUCGAGUAUCAACCAAUGUGACAGUGAGACAAUUCAGCAAUAUCCUUAGAUCACCCAUUUUCAGCUGUUGUGUCCAAUAUGUUAUUCCAUUACUAUGCAAUCUUAGGAUUUUUUGUGGAAGAUCCAGAAUUGAUCUUUAUCACUCGAUGAAUAUGCCUGGAAUGGCCAAAUUUGAGAUACCCAGAAGAGAUUCUAGUGCCAAUUCGUAUUUGGCAAGAACUAAUUGGCUGAUCACUAAGUUUUUUAGAGAGGGAAGAAUUGGGGAUGCACGCCGAGUGUUCGAUCAAAUGUGUGAGAGAGAUGUGGUCACUUGGACAACGGUGAUCACGGGGUAUGUUAAGCGUGGGAUGGUUGAGGAGGCGAGGAGGUUGUUUGAUAGAGUGGAUGCUAAGAAGAAUGUGGUUACUUGGACUGCUUUGGUUGGUGGGUAUGUAAGGUUGAAAAGGUUUAAGGAAGCUGAGAGUUUGUUUUAUGAGAUGCCGGUUAAGAAUGUGGUUUCUUGGAACACAAUGAUUGAUGGGUAUGCGAGAGAUGGUAAAGUUGAUUUGGCUUUGGACUUGUUUGAUAGGAUGCCAGAGAGGAAUGUGGUUACGUGGAAUACUGUUAUUACGGUGUUGGCGCAAUGUGGGAGGAUUGAUGAGGCACAGAGGUUUUUUGAACGGAUGCCUGAGAGGGAUGUGAUUUCAUGGACAGCAAUGGUUGCGGGUUUGUCAAAAAAUGGUAGGAUUGAGGAGGCGCGGUUACUUUUUGAUAGGAUGCCUGAAAGGAAUGUGGUUUCAUGGAAUGCUAUAAUUACCGGUUAUGCGCAGAAUAAGAAGUUGGAUGAGGCUCUUAGCUUGUUUGAGAGAAUGCCUGAGAGGGAUAUGCCCUCAUGGAAUACCAUGAUUACGGGAUUUAUUCGGAAUGGGGAGUUAGGUAGGGCUUGGAAGUUGUUUAAUGAAAUGCCCCAAAAGAAUGUCAUAUCUUGGACUGCGAUUAUCACAGGGUAUAUUCAAGAUGGGCAAAGUGAAGAAGCCUUGAAGAUUUUCUCCAAAAUGCUGGAGGCCGAUGGGGUGAAACCUAAUGAGGGAACUUUUGUAACAGUUUUGGGUGCUUGUAGUGAUCUAGCAGGUCUUAGUGAGGGACAACAAAUUCAUCAGAUGAUAAGUAAAACAGUCUAUCAAGGUUGUGCAUUUGUGGUAUCAGCACUCAUAAACAUGUAUUCAAAGUGUGGAGAGUUGGGUGCUGCUAGAAAGAUGUUUGAUGAUGGGCUGACAAGUCAUAGGGAUUUGAUUUCUUGGAAUGGCAUGAUUGCAGCUUAUGCGCACCAUGGAUGUGGCAUAGAGGCAAUUAGUUUGUUUAAUGAAAUGAGGGAAUUAGGGGUCCAGCCUGAUGAUGUCACCUAUGUGGGGUUGCUCUCAGCAUGUAGCCAUGCUGGUUUGGUGGAGGAGGGGCUAAAAUACUUUGAUGAGCUUGUGAAAGAUGGGUCCAUAAUCGUGAGAGAAGAUCACUACACAUGCUUGGUUGAUCUCUGUGGCCGUGCAGGGAGGCUUAAAGAGGCUUUUGAUUUUAUAAAGCGGCUAAGGAACAAACCAUCAGCAUCUAUUUGGGGGGCUCUACUUGCUGGAUGUAAUGUUCAUGGGGAUGUGAACAUAGGGAAGCUAGCUGCAAAAGACCUUUUAGAAGUGGAGUCAAAGAAUACAGGCACUUAUCUAUUGUUGUCUAACAUAUAUGCUUCAGCUGGGAAAUGGAGGGAAGCAGCCAAUAUGAGGUUGAAAAUGAAGGAUAAGGGGUUGAAAAAGCAACCUGGUUGCAGUUGGAUAGAAAUUGGGAAUAGACCAUAUGUGUUUGUAGUUGGUGAUUCUAAUGGUCAAUCUGAGCUUAUUUGUUCUUUACUUCAUGAUCUUCAUGGAAAAAUGAAGAAGGUUGGAUAUGUACCACAUGAUGAUUUGAUAGUGGAUGAGGAUUUUGCAAUAACAUAAGACUUGAAUUGGCAUAAAGUUUGAUGGUACUACUAUAGGUGACAUGUAGAAAUGAUGCUUAAUUAGGAGCAUCUACCUAUUAGUCGGCCAUAUUCAAUUGGAUGAUGCUUUGUUCAUCUAGGAUGAUUUAUAAGUUAAAAUGAACCAAAAUUGGAGAGAGAAGGGUAAUGUUGUACUGUUUUUUCACUUUUAUGGGCCAAAGUCCCCUCCUUUCAUUUAUACAAAACAGAGAGAGAGACAAUGGCGACGCCAUGGGCCAUGACUCUAUGGAUGGCAAAGACGGUGUGGGUGGCUCUGUCUGGGUAGGUUUCUUCUUGUUUGACAGUUGCUGAUGAGGUUGCUGGCUCUCUUAGAACUGGUGAUAUGGGAUCCUUCCAUGUUGGCUGGUUGGACUGUCAAAUUCACAAGUCCAAAGCUUUCUGAUCAGCCAAGGCCAAUUGGAAACAAGAGAGGAGAUUGAAUACAUGGUUUGGGGAUUUAAAGCUAUCAUCUAAGUUCAGUAGUUGAAGAGAAAAGAAGGGGGAG
Quercus robur (English oak) is the source of this 2908-nucleotide messenger RNA. RefSeq names its product pentatricopeptide repeat-containing protein At2g35030, mitochondrial. The transcript is spliced from 2 exons. Gene Ontology annotation, molecular function: protein binding; RNA binding. NCBI's taxonomy places the organism in Eukaryota, Viridiplantae, Streptophyta, Magnoliopsida, Fagales, Fagaceae. The record is from RefSeq and is a predicted model, not a curated record. The coding region runs from base 410 to 2383 and encodes 657 amino acids. Gene Ontology annotation, biological process: RNA modification.